AUGGAACAACCAGAUGAUGAAUUCAUAGAGAUUGUUGUCAUUUUAGAUAGAGAGGAUCGUCAGAAUCAAAUGAAGAUUGAUUCGAAUGAUAAUGAUGAUGAUGAUAAGAUUAAAGAGAAAUCAGUAGAAUUACUUCAUAUAUUUCUUCAUAAACUAUGGUUGAAAGGGAAAGUAAAAAUAUUGUCACAAUCGAUCAUGGAUGCUGUUAAGACUGAAACAGAGAAUAACCUUGGUUGUUCAAGUCUGACUGAUACAUUUAGAUCUCAUUUGUUUAAUAUCAGAGAAUUUAUUGCAAUUUAUGAAGAUGAUGAUGAAGAAGAUUAUUGUGGUGGUAGUCGACGUUUAUUCAUCUCAAAGUUGUUAUCAAUCCUCCAAACAAAGUAUGAUGUACAUGAACCGGGAAACCUCAUAGAGCUCAUCAUAAAGUGCUUGCCCGAAAUUGAAAUGUCCUCUGAAUCUAUUACAUGGAAUAAACUAGCCAAAAGGAUCAUUGACACUCUGACCAAAGUGUUGAACAGACAUCGUGAAAAUAGACAAGCACCCAAUACCAACACAAGAUCGAUAUUAGAGUAUUUGAUUGUCUUGGCAGAGAAAGUUCCAGUAUUGUGCCACAUUCAAAGCACCAUCUCUUAUUUAUAUUAUUGGUUGGCGGAUGUAAAGGAUAUGGAAUUGAAAGAGUGGACAGAUCAAGACAAUUUGGACAUGGACAGCAACUAUAUCAAAUUCUACUAUGAUGAAGAGAGGAAUGACAAAAUUAUCCCACACUCUUGGCGUAUCUAUAACAAAUACUAUGAUGACGACGAUAAAGUAUCAGGUAUUCUAUCUUAUGCAAUGUUUGAAAAAUUCUCCAAGAAAUUUAACAUACUUUCUGUUGAUUUCAUUUACAAACAUUUCAACCUAUUGGUCAAUUCUCAAAUGUGGAAGGAAAGAUAUGCAGCUAUGAUUGGUUUAACUAAAUCUUUUAAAUACAGUAGGGAUAAUUUAAUUUCACAAUUUCCUUUAAUUUUAAAAUUAGUAUUAAAAUUAACAGUUGAAGAUGAAAAUAUCAGAGUUAGAUGGGCAUCAUUACAAUGUUUAAUUCAAUUGGUAAUUGAAUUUAAAGUACUGGUCGGGAUUCAAUAUAGAGAUGAAAUAUUCCAAGUUAUUUUCACCAAAUUAAUUAACGAUCCAAAUGAAAGAAUUCAAGGUCGAUGUUGA
Molecule: messenger RNA, 1197 nt
Organism: Cavenderia fasciculata
Lineage: Eukaryota; Evosea; Eumycetozoa; Acytosteliales; Cavenderiaceae
Exons: 3
Coding region: 1-1197 (398 amino acids)
Source: RefSeq, a predicted model, not a curated record